UUCGGUGCGGUGCAUCAAUAUUUCCCCAAAUCAUCUCUCUCCGCAAUUUCGCACACAAGGACUUCGGUUUCGCUGGACUGAAACCCUCGGCCUCGAAUCAAUGGCGAGAACGAAGGCCUCAUCGGACGAUGUUCUAUCGAGCGGCUCCGAUUCGUCCGAGGAAGAGCCGAUCAAUGAUGAGAUCAACGACGAGGAGGAGGAGGACGAGGAGGAGCUCGAUGCCGUCGCUCGGACGGCAGACUCUACCGAUGAUGACGAAGGUGCCGACGCCGCUGAGGAGAAGUCGCCGUUGUCGGAACACGAGGCCGAGGAGGAUGAAGAGGACGACGACAACGAAGAGGAUGAGAAGGGGUUAUCUAAUGCUGAAAUUGGGAAGCGGGAAAAGGCCCGGCUACGAGAAAUGGAGAAGCUAAAGAAGGAAAAGAUUCAAAAAAUUCUGGAUGCACAAAAUGCUGCCAUUGAUGCUGACAUGGACAACAAGGGAAAGGGGCGCCUGAAGUAUCUCCUGCAACAGACAGAGAUAUUUGCUCAUUUUGCAAAGGGGGAUCAGUCUGCAUCCCUGAAGAAGUCAAAAGGAAGGGGACGGCAUGCAUCAAAGCUAACUGAAGAGGAAGAGGACGAGGAAUACCUUAAAGAGGAAGAAGAUGGUUUAUCUGGGGCAGGAAAUACACGGCUGGUGGCUCAACCCUCUUGUAUUCAAGGAAAGAUGAGGGAUUAUCAACUUGCUGGAUUAAACUGGCUGAUACGACUUUAUGAGAAUGGUAUAAAUGGGAUCCUUGCAGAUGAAAUGGGACUUGGCAAAACAUUGCAAACAAUCUCCUUGUUGGGCUAUCUGCAUGAAUUCAGAGGAAUAACUGGUCCCCAUAUGGUGGUUUCUCCGAAGUCUACCCUAGGCAAUUGGAUGAAUGAAAUCAAACGCUUUUGCCCAGUUCUGCGUGCUGUAAAGUUUCUUGGAAAUCCUGAUGAAAGGAGGCAUAUAAAGGAAAAUUUACUGAUUGCUGGGAAGUUUGAUGUAUGUGUUACGAGUUUUGAAAUGGCUAUUAAAGAGAAAUCGGCCUUGCGCCAAUUUAGUUGGCGCUAUAUAAUCAUUGAUGAAGCUCAUCGAAUCAAGAAUGAGAAUUCACUUCUCUCAAAGACAAUGAGACUUUACAAGACUAAUUACCGCCUCCUUAUCACGGGUACUCCACUUCAGAACAAUCUUCAUGAACUCUGGUCUCUCCUGAAUUUUCUUCUGCCAGAGGUAUUCAGCUCAGCUGAAGUUUUUGAUGAAUGGUUUCAAAUAUCUGGUGAAAAUGACCAGCAGGAGGUUGUUCAACAACUUCAUAAGGUGCUUCGGCCGUUCCUUCUACGAAGGUUAAAAUCUGAUGUUGAGAAGGGCUUGCCACCCAAGAAGGAGACAAUACUCAAAGUUGGCAUGUCCCAAAUGCAGAAGCAGUACUAUAGGGCUUUAUUGCAGAAAGAUCUUGAGGUUGUAAAUGCUGGUGGUGAGCGCAAGCGUCUUUUAAACAUUGCGAUGCAACUACGAAAAUGUUGUAAUCACCCUUAUCUUUUCCAAGGUGCUGAACCUGGCCCUCCUUAUACUACAGGAGAACAUCUUAUUACAAAUGCUGGUAAAAUGGUUCUUUUGGAUAAGUUGCUCCCUAAACUUAAAGAACGUGAUUCAAGGGUCCUAAUUUUUUCACAGAUGACAAGGCUGCUGGACAUUCUGGAAGACUAUCUAAUGUUUCGUGGGUACCAGUACUGUCGAAUUGAUGGGAAUACUGGCGGAGAAGACCGUGAUGCAUCAAUCGAAGUGUUUAAUAAACCAGGAAGUGAGAAAUUUGUCUUCUUGCUAUCAACUAGAGCUGGAGGACUUGGCAUCAAUCUUGCUACUGCAGAUGUUGUCAUUCUUUACGACAGUGAUUGGAACCCACAAGUUGAUUUGCAAGCUCAGGAUCGUGCUCACAGGAUUGGGCAAAAAAAAGAAGUUCAAGUCUUCCGUUUUUGUACUGAGUAUACAAUUGAGGAAAAGGUGAUUGAGAGGGCUUAUAAAAAGCUUGCUCUUGAUGCUUUAGUGAUCCAGCAAGGGCGAUUAGCGGAGCAAAAGACUGUUAAUAAAGAUGAACUGCUGCAAAUGGUGAGAUUUGGUGCUGAGAUGGUUUUCAGUUCCAAGGAUAGCACAAUAACCGAUGAGGAUAUAGAUCGGAUUAUUGCUAAAGGAGAAGAGGCAACAGCAGAACUUGAUGCUAAAAUGAAGAAGUUUACAGAAGAUGCAAUCAAAUUCAAAAUGGAUGAUAAUGCCGAUCUGUAUGAUUUUGCUGAUGAAAAGGAUGAAAACAAAAUGGACUUAAAAAAAAUUGUCAGCGAGAACUGGAUUGAGCCGCCAAAAAGAGAGAGGAAGCGCAAUUACUCAGAAUCUGAAUACUUUAAGCAAACAAUGCGUCAAAGUGGUCCAGCAAGACCAAAAGAGCCUCGGAUCCCUCGCAUGCCGACGUUGCAUGAUUUUCAGUUUUUUAACACACAGAGGUUAAAUGAGCUAUAUGAAAAGGAAGUGCGCUAUCUAAUGCAAAUCCAUCAAAAGAAUCAAUUAAAGGACACGAUAGACAUGGAUGAACCAGAAGAGUUGGGAGACCCCUUGACUGCUGAAGAACAGGAAGAGAAAGAGCAUCUAUUAGAAGAGGGAUUCGCAACGUGGAGUAGAAGAGAUUUUAACACUUUCAUUAGGGCUUGUGAGAAGUAUGGCCGAAAUGAUAUAAAAAGUAUAGCUUCUGAAAUGGAAGGGAAAUCAGAGGAGGAAGUUGAGAGAUAUGCACAAGUUUUUAAAGAAAGAUACAAAGAACUCACUGACUACGAUAGGAUCAUAAAGAACAUUGAAAAAGGGGAGGCUAGAAUUUGUCGAAAGGAUGAUAUAAUGAAAGCAAUUGGGAAGAAGUUGGCACGGUACAAGAACCCAUGGCUUGAACUGAAGAUCCAGUAUGGUCAAAACAAGGGGAAACUGUACAAUGAAGAAUGUGAUCGUUUCAUGAUUUGCAUGGUGCACAAGCUUGGGUAUGGGAACUGGGAUGAGCUGAAGGCAGCAUUUCGUACGUCUCCUUUGUUCCGGUUUGAUUGGUUUGUGAAGUCCCGUACAGCUCAAGAACUUGCAAGGAGAUGUGACACCCUUAUUCGGUUGGUGGAGAGGGAAAACCAGGAAUUGGAUGAAAAGGAGAGACAGGCUCGAAUGGAGAAGAAACUUGCAAAGAGCAUGACGCCGUCUAAACGUGCCUUGGGAAGACAAGCAGCUGAAAGCCCACGUUCAACACAAAAGAAGCGGAAGCAAUUACUGAUGGAGGAUUACGUUGGCUCGGGGAGAAAGAGGAAAUAGUAUUUGAGGUAGAAAGCUAGCAUCCUUUCUUGCUGAAAACAAACCUUUGGUUUUUGUUUUGUGCCAGAGCUCCAUUAGAUAACUCACCUGGUUUUUUUUUUUUUUAAUUAUCAUAUUUAUCAUGGCUUUGCAGAAGCCUAUACCAUUGCUACAAAACAGAGAAAUACAUAAAAGAUUAUAGGGUAGCAUUGGAGGGUUGUAUAAAUGAGUAUAUGGAACGAUGAAGAAAUCAUUAUUCAUUUUUCUUAAAGAAUGGAUACUGCUACUUCUACAAAUGAAACAUCAAGCUGGCUGCUACAAUAUUAAUUUUGGUUUAUGCUGCUGUUUUUUUUAUUUUUUUGUGGGCUUCUGGCUUGUCUUGUGCCUAUUGAAAUCACCACUUGCUUCUUGGGUGUUUUCUUAUGCUUCUGAUGGAUGAUUUAUUUGUUUGACGGUGGGAUAACCUGGCCUAAUAUGUUUCUAUUGCUUUUGAAUACAAAGGCCCAGCAGAGUGUUGGAAGGUUUCAUUUCGAUUCGAUCGUCAUCUCUGUUUCUUCUAACCUCUGUAGUUUCCAUGCGUGUGACAGAAACAGCUGUAACGUAAGCAAUUUACGGUGUGGAAAAAAGUAGAACCGUAUGGCAAACACUUUUAAGGCGCCAAAUGAUGGCUUAUCCGUCUCUGGAAGAAAUCAUGUGCCAUUUAUGCCUAAAGGUGCAACAAUGAAAAGCCUCCGAGCUUCAGUUUCUUAUGCAGCUGCUUCAUCUUUCUUAUAAUAAUAGGUGUUGCGUUUCAGAGUUCUAAACCUAUCAAAAGCUUCCCAAUAGAACUGAAUCCAGUUAUACCUACAUGCAACGCAAAUAGAAGGGGGCUGGAGUGGAGAAACAGCGUUGUGAUUAGCCACUUUGUACAAGCCAAAACACAUGAAAGUGAGAAAUACAUACACAAAUGAAAUGAAAGCUGUUAAGUACAAAAGGCAUCAUCAUGUGGAAGAAUGAACAACCAAACCAAGCCAACUAAAUUUUUGCCCAGGUAGACAUAUAAUAUGUACGUAGGGGGAGCAUAAUGAAAACAAUCUUCCAAGCUUCUCUUCCGGUACCAAAUCUCUCUUAAAAGAAAGCCCUCAAUUACAUAAAAUAACAUGUUGCAAGCACCACGUUACCUACAUGAGAUUCCUUCAACUACCUCUCCCUUCUAACCAAAUAAGUGAAGCAUUCAUCUUCCCUCUUGAUAAGCUGCAGAACCAUUCAAACAUGUAUUGGAACAAUAAAGAAUGUCAGCUUUUCGUACUCUCUUCUUCUCUUGAUGAUGACAUAGAGAACCUUGAAACAUGUCUUCAGAAUGCCAAAACCACGUGUCUUGGGCUUCUGCAGAAAUUACUCAUUUGUACCAUCAAAGCUACCCACCGUGUUUGCCCUUUUCUUCUUCUCUCUCCAAUUCUCACCCCACACUUUCGCCUCUGCAACUGCCCGCUCUCUAUCUAGAUCUCUGUUCCUUGGAGUCUCUCUUGUUCUCCCUGCACCAACAGGGCUGUCACUCUGAGAGUCCUGGUGCCUUACUUCAUCAACAUCCCCUCUCCUCCCAGAACCACCACUUGUUUCAAUCCUACGUAAAUCUGGACCACCAUUCAAUUCUCUUUUUCUGUAAUCAGGAGAAUUCCAAUGGUUUGAAGGUGAUCCAUGGCGACCACCAUGUCGAGACUCAUCUGGACUGUCCAGCCCAUCCGCUGUGUUCCUUCUCUCAUCCCUGCUCCUAGGAGUUGAUGGACCACCUCUGCCAUUUUGAGUUGAUGGUGCAUUCGGAUCAUAAGUUUGAGAGGCUAAAUAGGUUAAUGCUGUAACAACAUCCCCUAUCAGAGGCCUUGUGGCUGCUUGUUCUUGCAAACACAUGGCUGCGACAGCCAGUGCUUGGUAAAGCCCUCGCAUUGGGUAAUGACCUUGUAAAAGAGGAUCAGCCAUUUUUGGAAACUUCCUGCGGUCCUUGAAAAGUGGUCUUGCCUACAAACCCAUGUACUACAAGAAUGAAAAAGCAGACACGGGAUGUGUGAUACAUAUAUACAUAUAUAUGCUUUUAUGUGGCAUGGCAUAACGACAUCAAUAGUCAUCUCAUGAUGCAUCAAUUUUUGCUACUUGUUUAAGAGAUCAACUAAGGUAGAAAGUGAGACAUUAGCAUGAAAAUAUAUAAAGAAUCACUUACCCAUGCAACGAGAUUAUGCUCUCCUGGACCUCGGGUGUUGUCAAUAGCCUUGCGUCCUGUAAUAAUUUCUAGAAACAGAACUCCAAAACUAUAGACAUCAGAUUUGAGUGUGAGUUGACCAGUCAUAGCAUAUUCAGGAGCACAGUAACCAUAGGUCCCCAUAACACGGGUGGAGACGUGUGUCUUAUCACCAACAGGACCUAGUUUUGCAAGACCAAAAUCAGAUAACUUAGGAUGAUAGCCCUUGUCAAGAAGGAUGUUGGAAGAUUUCAAGUCCCUGUAAAUGACAGGGGGGUUUGCCUUGUCAUGCAAAUAUUCCAGCCCUUUAGCUGCACCUGCUGCAAUCUUCAUUCUUGUAUUCCAGUCCAGAGGCUCUUUGCCCUGUGGAAGGUCUAUGAAGAGGUAUCAAAGUAAGGUAAUUUUACUGAAGGUGCAUUCAUCAGGAGAAAAAUUGAGAUACCUAAACAGAUAUUUUGGAGAUUAUGUCGUCAAAAGAAACUACAUUACUACUGCAUAACUUGUUCAUUAGAAGAUUCCCAUUAAGUUGAAGCUUGUCAGGAGAGAGGUAAAGUUCACUCAGAUUCAUUCCUCUUUUGGGAUAGCACCGGAGUGUGGCUAAGUGGUUGCAAAUAACAGGUGGAUUCUGUUAGUGAGGUGCCUACAAUUGGUUGUGGAAUCAGAGGUCAGAUAUUCAAAGUAUAUGGGGCAUGUUUCUCAUAUAUGAAUAGGCUGCAUGUUUGUCCCUUGCUGAACUUUCAAACUCCAGAGAUGUGGUUAAUCUAUAUAAGGAGCAUUAAGGGUGCCUUUCAAAAGAAGGAACUACUAGGAACACAAAUUGAGCUUGGAUGGAGAGUUUCUUUAACUAAGUUCAAGAGGAUUAAAUCAUGUUAUUCGAGGGGAAAGGCAAUGCUUGGUAGAGACCAACUUAGAAGUGUAUGUGGGAGGGGUACACAAGUCAUUCAAGAAAGAGGAACCGGUUAGGCACAAAACUUAGUCAACAAAGUGAAGGGUAUGUGAGUGAAUACUCGCAAGAUUACAAAGAGUAAUGGGCAUCCCAGUGCAGGAGCCUCUCUACUUUAUGAGAAUUGGUGGAAGGCCAUUUUUGUAUGCAGCCUUACUCGUGUUUUGCAAAGAGGCUAUUUUCACAACUUGAACCAGUGAACUUCCAGUUACCAAGAAUGUUGGAAGAAAUUAUCUCUAAUACUAAAGCCAAUAUCAGUCUGCAACUUAAUCUCAUAGCUGGUGAAGCUCUGUCCAAACGAGAAGCAAGCAAGCAACAUGAGAUUGUCAAGCCGUCAGGUACACUCAUGAGGUUGAUAUAAUGGAACCUAAUGGAGAAGUACGGGAUGUAGAUGACAUGGAGGUCAUUUAGCACAACCACAUGGCCAGUUAGACCCUUAAAACUAUAGUAAAUUACCAUGUACAUAAAUGAGAAGGAAUUUAUGUACAUCUUGCUUGAAUGAAAAUAAUAUGCUAGAAGUAACCUAAUUGUUGAAUGAA
Molecule: messenger RNA, 7016 nt
Organism: Diospyros lotus (date-plum)
Lineage: Eukaryota; Viridiplantae; Streptophyta; Magnoliopsida; Ericales; Ebenaceae
Product: ISWI chromatin-remodeling complex ATPase CHR11
Exons: 27
Coding region: 101-3343 (1080 amino acids)
Biological process (GO): nucleosome organization; regulation of transcription by RNA polymerase II
Cellular component (GO): chromatin; nucleus
Molecular function (GO): ATP binding; ATP hydrolysis activity; histone binding
Source: RefSeq, a predicted model, not a curated record